This is a messenger RNA of Planococcus citri (citrus mealybug), 1127 nucleotides long. It is a transcript of the gene Trax, whose product is annotated as Translin associated factor X. Gene Ontology annotation, cellular component: nucleus; cytoplasm. The record is from RefSeq and is a predicted model, not a curated record. The transcript is spliced from 3 exons. Lineage: Eukaryota; Metazoa; Arthropoda; Insecta; Hemiptera; Pseudococcidae. Gene Ontology annotation, molecular function: sequence-specific DNA binding; RNA binding; RNA endonuclease activity. Bases 81 to 1043 code for a protein of 320 amino acids.
ACAAGAAUAAAAAAUGAUAUUGUAAUUUUUUGCGUAUUUUUCAUUUUAAUUCUGUUCAGAAUAUUAUUAUUUCUUUAAGAAUGAAUAGAAACAGGAAAAAAUUUACUAAAAACGCUCCUAAACAAGACUCUAAAAGUUCUGUUCCGACUUCGGAGUAUAAUGCUUCUAAUUCUCAAGUUAUUCGAUGGUUUCAACAGUACUCUCAGGAAUUGGAUGGAAAACACGACAGAUACGAAAGAGUUUUUAAAAUCAGCAGAGAUAUUACGAUUGAAAGCAAAAGACUGAUUUUUUUUCUGCAUACGUUUCAAGAACAGAGUACCGAUGGUGAGAAGAUACUGCAGGAAGCAGAACUGAGAUUCAUCAAUUUGGUCAAGAAUAAUUUCUCUGACAUUAUAAAAGAACUGAACAAUCUCGAUAUAUAUCAGUACCUCAGAGCAUACACUUUUGGUGUUCAAGAAUUCGUUGAAGCAUUUUCCUUCUACCACUACCUGAAGCGCGGACAACUUGUAACUUUUAAAGAAGUCGUCGAGUUUAUAGUUCGCCAUUUCAAUGUCGAUUCUUCUGAGUCCGGCCAAAACACGAAACAAGAUAGUUCCAAAGACUCCGAAAGUCAGUGUUUGGAAAAAAUGAUAACAGAUGAAGAAAAUCUGACUGGUGACGCGAAGAUGGAAAUUAGCGAUCAAGAGUGCAGUAAAACUGAUACUUAUAACCGUAAAAUCAUCACGAUGGUCGAUUACGUGUUGGGCUUGAACGAUUUAAGCGGAGAAUUGAUGCGUUAUUGUAUUAAUAAAAUCUCCAGCGGAUGUGUAGAAGCAGCUUUUGAUAUUUGUCAGUUUCUAAGUCACUUGUACGUUGGAAUGCUGAGUGUUGGAUUCGUUAGUCGUGAAUAUAACAGAAAAAUGAUAACUGUUAAACAAUGCUUGAAUAAAGUAGAAUUUGCUUGUUAUACCGUUCGUGUGAGAGGUUCGGAGAUUCCUAAGCACAUGAUUGCCAGUGUUCUGGAAAAUGUUAAAGAUGAAACAGAAGAUGAUACUCAUUUUUAAUUAAGAUAUCGCGUUGAACGAAGUUAAUGUUGUUAUUAUUUUAUUUGUACGGUUUUUCAAUAAAGUUUGAUUUCAUUUAAAUAA